Molecule: messenger RNA, 2969 nt
Organism: Myripristis murdjan (pinecone soldierfish)
Lineage: Eukaryota; Metazoa; Chordata; Actinopteri; Holocentriformes; Holocentridae
Gene: wwox
Product: WW domain containing oxidoreductase
Exons: 9
Coding region: 275-1513 (412 amino acids)
Molecular function (GO): protein binding
Source: RefSeq, a predicted model, not a curated record
CAUAAUACCUUUGCGAUAACAUUUGAUAAUCAGUAUUAAUAACAGUCAGACAUCAAGGCAAAUUGUGCAGCCGAGGAGCGCCUGUGAAGACUCCAUUUCCCAUGCUGCACUUCGGCGGCGUCACCGUGUUGUUGCGGAAGUGCUGGAGAAAGAUUGCAAUCCUCUGGUCUGACAGCUGCAGUCAUUCCUGCAAUAGAGAUUCCUGCGGGUGUAUGUGCACAUAUAUGUUCAUAUAUAUCGGCUUGACCGUCGUUCACGUGUAAAAUCUGGAGUUAUGGCAGCCCUGAAAUACGCCGGUAUGGACGAUACCGACAGUGAGGACGAGUUACCUCCCGGGUGGGAAGAGAGAUCUACCAAAGAUGGAUGGGUUUACUAUGCAAACCACGAUGAGAUGAAGACGCAGUGGGAGCACCCCAAGACAGGGAAGAAAAAGCGCUGUGCUGGAGAUUUACCUUAUGGAUGGGAGCAAGAAACUGAUGCAAAAGGACAGAUAUUUUAUGUCGAUCACAUUAACAAGCGGACCACAUAUUUCGACCCGCGCCAGGCAUUCACCGUGGAGGAUGUGGUGGUGAAGCCGAAGCGGUAUGAUGGGAAUACGGCUGCCCUGGAGAUCCUGCAGGGCCGCGACCUCUCUGACAAAGUUGUCCUCAUCACCGGGGGCAACUCAGGGAUUGGCUUUGAGACAGCCAAGUCCUUUGCUCUCCACGGUGCCCACGUGAUCCUGGCAUGUCGGAACCUGUCCCGGGCCAGCAAAGCGGUCAGCCUUAUACAACAGGAGUGGCACAAAGCCAGAGUGGAAGCCAUGAUGUGCGACCUGGCCUCUCUCUCCAGCGUCAGGGAGUUUGCAGAGUCUUUCAAAGCCAAGAAAGUGCCCCUGCACAUCCUGGUGUGUAAUGCGGCGGUGUGCACUCAGCCCUGGUGCUUGACGGAGGACGGCCUUGAGUCCACCUUCCAGAUCUGCCACCUAGGUCACUUCCUGCUGGUCCAGUGCCUACAGGACGUCCUGCGUCGGUCAGCGCCCGCUCGGGUUGUGGUGGUAUCUUCAGAGUCCCAUAGGUUCACAGACCUGGUAGACCCGUGUGGUAAGGUGGACCUGGCCCUGCUGUCUCCCUCUCAGAAGGACUACUGGUCCAUGCUGGCUUACAAUCGAGCCAAACUCUGCAACAUCCUCUUCAGCAACGAGCUCCACCGCCGCCUCUCGCCUCACGGUGUCACCUCCAACGCAGUGCAUCCUGGGAACAUGAUGUAUACCUCCAUCCACCGGAGCUGGUGGCUGAUGACCUUCCUCUUCACCCUGGCCAGACCCUUCACCAAGUCCAUGCAACAGGGGGCAGCCACCACGGUGUACUGUGCCGUCGCUCCAGAGCUGGAGGGGAUCGGCGGCAUGUAUUUCAACAACUGCUUUCGCUGCCUGCCCUCGCCGCAGGCCCAGGACCAGAUCAGCGCCGCCAGCCUCUGGGAGCUCAGCGAGCGCCUGGUGUCAGAGCGGCCAGCGGGCGUGCAGGCCCUCUGACGGACACAGCCGGAGAAGGAGCCGGACCAAGCCAAACAGGAAAGACGGUGGCGGGUUAUGGUGACACCAAGUUGUUUUUUUAUGAACUGAUUAAAUAGUAGUUGUUUUCUGACUGCACUGUACAAGAGAGCUGCCAAACCACAGAGCUCCACCUGGAUACGUCACAUCACUAAGGGGGGGCUAAAACACAGUACAUAUACAGUACAGGAGGGGUCUCAUAUACACUAUCGGAUAAAUCACAGCUUGAGCUGCGGUAGUUUACAAUACGAGGGGAGUGGAAGGGAGAGAUUAUCCAGGGUGUCUCUUGAGGACGGAGUCAGGGAUCUCCUUUAUGUCUCUGUGUCUCUUAACCCUGGUUGCAUCUCUUCGAGUCUCUCACGUCGUCUCCGUUUCAAAACCGUCCAUUUAGAAGGGCAAAGUUCAAAGAAGCAAAUGACCGGGUCUCGCUUGACCAUACAGGGUUACCUAGCAAGCAUACACUCUACGGCAUAUGCAUCCGAUUUCAGCAAUAGUGCACUAUAUGACAAAUAGUGGGUCUUCCCAAUUAUGUCUGUAUAUUCAGUAUCCUCAAGUCUAAAUCUACGUAGAUGUUGAAUUUUCCUAUUGAGAUACAAGAGACCGUUGGUUAAUCAUUGUGCUAACUUUUUAUGGGCAUAAAAGAAAUAAGGAGUAAUGGGUAUGUGACACUCAUGUAUAUAUAAACACACCAGAGGUAUGAUUCUCAUGGCUAUAUACAAUAUUAUGCAAUAGUUUCGUUUCAUAUCAAUGUCCCUAUCCUUUUUCUGUACAAUAUUUACAACAUCCUGAUUGCUGGGCAUGUGCUAAAGGGGUGUGGACACCUAUUUUUUUCCCUGUUUGCUAUUUGACUCAACCUACAUAUUAAUAAUCUAUACUCUGAUAAGUCUUAAUUACAAUUUGGAGGUAUUUAUAGGAUGAUACUGGGUCAGAGCUGUGUCCAUAUAGAUAUAUAUAACAAAUACAGAUGGCCGAGAAUGUUGGUUUCCAGAGUCCAGGAUCUUAAUUUCUGUGUUUCUUCCUUUGUUGUGUGACCACAAGCUUGUGAAUGAUUGCUGUCUCCCGUUAUUGUCAUUGUUUUGUCGUGUAGCCCUGGCUUGGGGUUUGCUGUGGAUUUGUUGUCCUGAAGACGCUGUCGGGACACUUUUGAGACAUUGUGCUUUAUGGCAGUCUGGGUGCCGUGGGUUGCUCUUGAAACAUCAGCAUUCCAGUGUCAUGAUAUCUGUGGGAAAAAAAAGAAGAAGAAAAAAAAGAAAGCAUAUUCAAUAAAAGCCUGUUUUACAGUAAUGUGUGUCAUUCUUACAGUCACAGAAAGUAGAAGUCCAUUCAUUUGCAGGCCAUUAGGGGGAGAUGUUUGUGUGGAGAGCAAGUUAACUCUGACUCUGCUUCUCACUGCAGGAAAAACCAUCUUAUCAAGUUGUUUAUUCUCAUAGUAAAGUCU